UAUUUUACAAGUUGUGCCUAAAAAAAUACGUGAAAGCUACGUCCUUUUCCCCUCCAAAAAUCUUGUACCCAAGUUCUUCAUGGCCGCAUUUUCUCUUUCCUAUUGAUGUUUCACAAACAUAUAUGUAUGCUCAUUCCUCUAAAACAUCCUACGUACCUUUUUCAUAUAUAGCUUUUCUAAGAACCCAACUUUCCUGAAUCUUUGUUCCCUCGUGAUUUUUUUAUAGCACAAUGAGGAAUUCAAGAAAAAGCAAAAUGGCAACAGAAGAGAACAGCCACCCCAAACAAGCGUUUGGGAAUGUGCUACAAUCUGAUCCUAACGAAGAUGAAUAUUCUUUUCGAAUAAGCCACACAUCAGAAACUAGCCAUACAAAUUGUGAUCGUCCUCCUCCUCGAUUGAGUUCCGAUUAUAGCUCUCCUCUAGCUACAUCUCCGACAUGGGACCAAUCAUCAUCUCCGUAUUUAGAUCCCUCUUGGGACCAGAGUCACCAUACAUCGCCAUUAUCAAAAUCUCCAUGGACAUCUCACAUCGAGAAUAAUACUAAUUAUUCAUAUACAGGGCUCAUGGGGUCCCUUGUUCGCGAAGAAGGCCAUAUAUAUUCUUUGGCAGCUUCAGGGGCUUUGUUAUACACGGGAUCCGAUAGUAAGAAUAUAAGAGUGUGGAAGAAUCAUAAAGAAUUUUCCGGAUUCAAAUCGAAUAGCGGAUUGGUAAAGGCAAUUAUUAUUUCCGGAGAAAGAAUUUUCACGGGUCAUCAAGACGGAAAGAUCCGACUCUGGAAGGUUUCUGGCAAGGAUCCAAGCGUUUACAACAGAAUUGGAACUUUACCAACUUUAAUGGCUUAUAUAAAAACUUCAAUGAAACCAAGCAAUUACAUCCAAAUAAGGGGAAAUCGAAAUACCGUGUGGAUAAAGCAUUUUGAUGCCAUUUCAUGCCUUAGCAUGAGCGAGGACCAAAAGCUCCUGUAUUCAGCAUCUUGGGAUAAAACCAUAAAGGUUUGGAGAGCAUCGGAUUCUAAAUGCUUGGAAUCAAUAAAAGCCCACGACGAUGCUGUAAAUUCCAUCGUUGUAGGCUUUGACGGGCUACUUUUUUCAGGCUCUGCUGAUGGAACAGUAAAAAUAUGGAGAAAAGAAUCACAGGGGAAAGGAACAAAACACUUCUUUUCACAAACAUUGUUGAAGCAAGAAUGUGCUGUAACAGCUUUAGCUGUUGACCCUUCGUCGAAUUACCUCUAUUGUGGCUCCUCGGAUGGGCUAGUCAAUUUUUGGCAGCGCAAUAAGCUUCUAUCUCAUGGCGGAGUUUUAAGGGGUCAUAAACUUGCAACACUCUGUUUAGCAGCCGCGGGGAAUUUAAUUUUCAGUGGAUCAGCUGAUAAUAAUAUUUGCGUGUGGAAAAGGGAAGGAGGGGAACAUAUAUGUUUAUCGGUAUUAAGUGGACAUUCUGGUCCGGUUAAAUGCUUGGCUGUUGAAGAGGACCAAGAACAAACAGGUGGUGAUACACAGUUUAUUGUUUACAGUGGCAGCCUCGAUAAAUCAGUGAAGAUAUGGAGAAUAUCGUCGCAGUUGGUGCCAAACCAGGCCGAAGCGGGGACGAGUCUGCCGCAAAUUUUUCCUUCAGGUAGUAGCUGCAGAGUUAGCCAAAGGAGAAAGUAGCAAUGGUGGGAAACUGGAAAUCGGAGAAUUUUUUUUUUCUUUUGACAAUUGUAUAGACGCAACUAGCGUUGGAAAUUGACCUAGUAAAAAUUAUAUAUCUAUUUCUAGCUUUGCUGAGAAAUUGUAAAUGAAGACUUUAUUUGUAUUUUCACCUAUUGGAGUUCUACAAAAAUGUC
This is a messenger RNA of Solanum dulcamara, 1825 nucleotides long. RefSeq names its product protein JINGUBANG-like. NCBI's taxonomy places the organism in Eukaryota, Viridiplantae, Streptophyta, Magnoliopsida, Solanales, Solanaceae. The record is from RefSeq and is a predicted model, not a curated record. Bases 231 to 1649 code for a protein of 472 amino acids. The transcript has a single exon. Gene Ontology annotation, molecular function: protein binding.